AUGUCUAUCGCUGACCACUCCAGUGAGGCGACCGUCAUUGAAGAGUUUUCAGCAAGCGUCCAUUCUCCAUCAUCAACAUCGUCGCCAGACGCGGACAGUGCCAGCAUGCAAACAACGCCGAUUCUCCCUGGGACCUACCUACUUCUCCAGUUUGGGGAACGGAUGGCUAUGGACCUAACUCAUGGACACACUGUAAUAGGCUACACAAAACACGAGAGGCCUAACCAACAGGUGAGGUUAACACCCGCCGGUGAUCCAGGACAGGAGUGGACGGCUCGCCGCAUUGGCGAGCUCACGGAAAAGUCAGCACCGUCGAGCGCUCCGGUGACCACUCAAUCGACGUACACGGUGUCCAGCUCCGAGCCAGCCAUACGCAUUGAAGGGGCAGGGAGUCAUCCGACAAUCGUUAUCAAUGACAGAAAUGCUAUCCCAGAAAACGGGGAGCUGGUUUUCACAACGACUACGACGUGGUCCAACACCAUGACAUCUACAGUGACAAAAUUCGAGAGGAUCCUGAAGUAA
Messenger RNA from Coniophora puteana RWD-64-598 SS2, 522 nucleotides. RefSeq lists its product as uncharacterized. The record is from RefSeq and is a predicted model, not a curated record. The transcript has 3 exons. Lineage: Eukaryota; Fungi; Basidiomycota; Agaricomycetes; Boletales; Coniophoraceae. The coding region runs from base 1 to 522 and encodes 173 amino acids.